AUGUACGGUCAAGUGACUGGAGGCUACGCAAGUGCGACCGUCGAUGGCGGAGUAGAACAUGAGAAUGGAUCUUCUGUAGCAGAAUGGGCUCUCACUAGCCCUGGCAACGUCGACUAUAACGCACUCCAGGAUUUCGCAUUUAACGGACUUAUCGACGGUGCAUUGAUUGCAAAAAGCAUUAUCAAGACUUUCUACCACUCUCCCCCUACGUAUUCGUACUGGGAUGGCUGCUCUCAAGGCGGUAGACAGGGUUAUCUUUUCGCACAAAGAUUUCCAGACGUUUUUGAUGGAAUCGCAGCAGCCGCGCCCGCCAUCAAUUGGAGUCCAUUCUUCUUUGCCGGAACGUACCCUCAUCAAGUGUUCUACGAACUCAACGCGACUGGUUUUCCGCACCCCUGCGAGUUUGAAGCUCUUGAGAAAGCUGCUAUAGCGGCUUGCGAUGGUCUUGACGGGUUGAUUGACGGGUUGAUCUCGGAUCCAGACAAGUGCUACAUCGAUCCACGAACGCUGGUUGGAUCCGCAGUUAACUGCAGUGCAACUGGUGGGCCUUCGACUAUAUCGGCUAAUGCUGCCAUAAUUAUGGAAGCGGUUUGGGAGGGGCCUCGUACGCAAAAUGGGUCCUUUCUUUGGUACCCAGCAGGCUAUGAGGUAAACGGCGGUUCACUAGAAGCUCCUGGUCCCGAAAUCAUCGGCAGCACCUGCAACAACGGCACCUGUACGCCCCUGAGAGCUACACUGUUUACGGAUUGGAUCAAGUAUUUUAUCGAAAAAAACCCGGACUACAAUUUGAACAAUAUGACCCGCGCUGAGUGGGUGGAAGAUUUCGUAGCAGGAGAGCGGGAGUACAAAUCUAUCAUUAAUACUGAUUUUCCGGAUCUUAGCGGGCUUCGAAGAUCAGGAGGGAAGCUUCUUACAUGGCAUGGACUGGCAGAUGGGGCAAUACCAUACGGAGGAACGCGCGAUUACUUCGACCGGGUAUCUGUUCUCGAUCCUGAGUUAAGAGAUUACUACCGCUAUUUUGAAGCACCAGGCGCGCGUCACUGCAUAGAUGGACAAGGCGGUUCUCCACAUGAGACAUUCCAAGCUUUAGUUGAUUGGGUUGAGAAAGGCAUUGCACCCGAGACACUUACUGCCCGGAACGCGGAAGACAAAGAGCGUCUGCUUUGUUUGUAUCCAAAGAAAGCCGUGUUCAAAGGUAAUCCUUCGGAGUAUACCGCUCAAGACUUCGUGUGCGAAUAG
This is a messenger RNA of Alternaria postmessia, 1239 nucleotides long. RefSeq lists its product as uncharacterized. The record is from RefSeq and is a predicted model, not a curated record. The transcript has 3 exons. NCBI's taxonomy places the organism in Eukaryota, Fungi, Ascomycota, Dothideomycetes, Pleosporales, Pleosporaceae. Bases 1 to 1239 code for a protein of 412 amino acids.